Aspergillus nidulans FGSC A4 is the source of this 459-nucleotide messenger RNA. RefSeq lists its product as uncharacterized. The record is from RefSeq and is a predicted model, not a curated record. Lineage: Eukaryota; Fungi; Ascomycota; Eurotiomycetes; Eurotiales; Aspergillaceae. The transcript has 5 exons. Bases 1 to 459 code for a protein of 152 amino acids.
AUGUCCCCGUCACCUCCAACUGAGUUAUCAGCAUACACGGGCAACAAUAUUAUACCAAGGAGCACAUCACCAAACAUGUUUGCGCAGGGCACAGUAUUAAAGGUGGCAUCUGCUGUGGAUUCUCAAAACGUGAUUCACGUACGCGAGACACCAGCAAGCGGGAAGACGAUCCUGUCCCAACUCCUAAGGGACCAUUAUCUCGAGAACCAUAGGAAUGUCUUUUUACUUGAGAUAUGGAAGUCACUGGAGUUAUUUCCUGGCAAUGACUCCUGGCUCGAUUCGUUUGCUUCUGCGGCAAAGACUGUAAUCCUUAUGGAUGAGGCUCAGGGUUCAUACACCGACUAUGGCUUCUGGAACACGAUCAUCAAAGAGCUAAGGUCUGCCAAGCCCUACGACAGGCCUGGAGGUAGCCCGCAUAUGGUUUACUCCAGCUACCUUUGGCCCCUCGCAGCGUACUAA